This is a messenger RNA of Xyrauchen texanus (razorback sucker), 1188 nucleotides long. RefSeq names its product alpha-2-macroglobulin receptor-associated protein-like. The transcript is spliced from 8 exons. Lineage: Eukaryota; Metazoa; Chordata; Actinopteri; Cypriniformes; Catostomidae. The coding region runs from base 72 to 1115 and encodes 347 amino acids. Gene Ontology annotation, cellular component: plasma membrane; endomembrane system; endoplasmic reticulum. The record is from RefSeq and is a predicted model, not a curated record. Gene Ontology annotation, biological process: negative regulation of receptor internalization; negative regulation of very-low-density lipoprotein particle clearance. Gene Ontology annotation, molecular function: receptor antagonist activity; heparin binding; lipase binding.
GAUGCUCUAGUCUAGAAAACAUUACACCGUUUAUCUACUUUUCAUAACUAAUUAGUUUGUGGUGUAUCAGAAUGGAAAUGCACCACAUUAUUUUGAUUUCUUUCUUCAUCAUGGGGACAAUGGCGGGGAAGUACUCAAAAGAAAUGAAUGAACAAAAGGCAUCUGAUAAAGGGAACAAUCUGGUGGAAUUUAGGAUUGCCAAACUUAAUCAGGUUUGGGAAAAGGCAAUAAGGAUGCAGCUUGCUCCGGUGCGACUGUCAGAACUACACAGUGACCUGAAGAUCCAGGAGAAAGAUGAACUUCAGUGGAAAAAGCUGAAAGCAGAAGGCUUGGACGAGGAUGGAGAGAGAGAAGCCAAGCUGAGACGCAAUUUUAGUAUUAUUCUGGCAAAGUAUGGAAUGGAUGGGAAAAAAGACACUCGGACAUUGGACAACAACAGAUUGAAAGAUCGUGAUGUUAAAGAGGGAGAUACAUUUGAUGACCCUAGAUUGAACAAGCUGUGGAACAAGGCCAAAACAUCUGGAAAGUUUUCUGAAGAGGAACUUCAAAGCCUGCAGAGGGAAUUCCUGCACCACAAAGACAAGAUCAAUGAGUACAACAUUGUCAUGGAUACUGUCAGCCGGACCGAAGAGAUCCAUAAGAACAUAAUCAGUCCACUGGAGGGUGAAGGGAAGGAACAUGUUCUCCAUCAGAAACAUUCAGAUCUGAAGCAGAGAAUGAGAGACCUUAACCAGGCCUUUGAACGGCUCCGCAAGAUCACCCAUGAAGGUUACAGUGCUGACAGUGAAUUUAAGGAGCCACGAGUCAUAGAGCUUUGGGAGAUGUCAAAAAGAUCUAAUCUUACUGAGGACGAACUUAUCUCUCUUAAAGAGGAACUUAGACACUUUGAAACAAAGGUGGAAAAGCACCAGCACUAUCAGGAGCAGCUGGAACUGUCACAUCAGAAACUGAAACAUGUGGAAGCCCUGGGAGAUGAAGAACACAUAAUGAGAAAUAAAGAAAAAUACAACACUCUUGCUGAAAAAGCACGAGAAAUGGGAUACAAGAUGAAGAAACACUUGCAGGACUUGACGAAUAAGAUUUCCCGAAAUGGAUUGAGACACAAUGAACUCUGAAUACCAUUUUCUUUCCACCUUGACAGCACUACUACAAGUUAUAAAUAUUCAGAUGCCACAUAUGCAAUUUUCC